Piliocolobus tephrosceles (Ugandan red Colobus) is the source of this 1819-nucleotide messenger RNA. RefSeq names its product fez family zinc finger protein 1. Gene Ontology annotation, molecular function: DNA-binding transcription factor activity, RNA polymerase II-specific. NCBI's taxonomy places the organism in Eukaryota, Metazoa, Chordata, Mammalia, Primates, Cercopithecidae. The transcript has 5 exons. Gene Ontology annotation, biological process: regulation of transcription by RNA polymerase II. Gene Ontology annotation, cellular component: nucleus. The record is from RefSeq and is a predicted model, not a curated record. Bases 315 to 1592 code for a protein of 425 amino acids.
CUAGUUUACCUUCUCCUCUUGGAAGUUAACGAUUGGCGAGAUCUUGGCUGCGUUAUUGACACAACACUUUCUAUUGAUAGAAAUAAGUAGUGAUUGUCCCCGAGUCAUUGGUGCGCCAAGAACUCUGCGAUGGGCUGGCAGGAGUCCAUUGGGCUGGGCAGGCAGGUUCGGCUGGUGAUGCUGGAGAGGAGGAGGAGGAUGAGGCUACUGGUGGUGAUGGUGCCCGUCCCCCUCUCCGCAGGUCUGUGACAAGCAGGGAACAAGGCAACGGACGGCGCAGCCAGCCCCGGCUGACGGACGCUGGCGACUCAGACAUGGACAGUAGCUGCCACAACGCGACUACCAAAAUGUUAGCGACUGCUCCAGCUCGGGGCAACAUGAUGAGCACGUCCAAACCCUUGGCUUUCUCCAUUGAACGAAUCAUGGCGCGCACCCCCGAGCCCAAGGCCCUGCCAGUCCCCCACUUCCUGCAGGGAGCCUUACCCAAGGGGGAACCCAAGCACUCUCUGCAUCUCAACUCGUCGAUCCCUUGCAUGAUCCCCUUCGUGCCUGUGGCGUACGACACGAGCCCCAAGGCAGGAGUGACGAGUUCCGAGCCGCGGAAGGCCAGUCUGGAGGCCCCGGCUGCGCCCGCGGCGGUGCCCUCGGCGCCGGCAUUCAGCUGCAGCGACCUGCUCAACUGCGCACUGAGUCUCAAGGGCGACCUGGCCCGCGACGCGCUACCGCUUCAGCAGUACAAGCUGCCAAAAACGUAUUUAGCCGAAAGGAAUAAACUGGUGGUCCCGGCGGUGGAGAAAUACCCUUCUGGAGUAGCGUUCAAAGACCUGUCCCAGGCUCAGCUGCAGCAUUACAUGAAAGAAAGCGCCCAGCUUCUGUCGGAAAAAAUCGCUUUCAAAACCUCGGACUUCAGCCGAGGCUCUCCUAACGCCAAGCCCAAAGUUUUCACUUGCGAAGUGUGUGGAAAGGUCUUUAAUGCGCACUAUAACUUAACCCGUCACAUGCCAGUGCACACAGGAGCCAGACCCUUCGUUUGCAAAGUGUGCGGAAAAGGUUUCAGGCAAGCAAGCACCCUGUGCAGGCACAAGAUCAUUCACACGCAGGAAAAACCUCACAAAUGUAACCAGUGUGGCAAAGCAUUUAAUAGAAGUUCCACUUUAAACACUCAUACCCGAAUACACGCGGGCUACAAACCGUUUGUGUGUGAAUUCUGUGGCAAAGGGUUUCAUCAAAAAGGGAAUUACAAAAACCACAAGCUGACCCACAGCGGGGAGAAGCAGUUCAAGUGCAAUAUCUGCAACAAGGCUUUCCACCAGGUUUACAACCUCACUUUCCACAUGCACACCCACAACGACAAGAAGCCUUUCACCUGCCCCACGUGCGGCAAGGGUUUCUGCAGGAACUUUGACCUCAAGAAGCAUGUUCGCAAGCUGCACGACAGCAGCCUGGGGCUGGCCCGCACGCCAGCUGGCGAACCAGGCACUGAACCGCCGCCCCCGCUACAGCAGCAGCCGCCGGUGACGCUGCCUCCUCUGCAGUCGCCGCUGCCAACCACCGGGCCCCUGCAGCCCGGGCUCCACCAGGGCCACCAGUGAUCGAGGCCAGGGUUCCUCCCAGGCUCCGCCGGGCCCCCACGCUGAGACAGCGGCAGACUAGAGCUCUUGGUCUGAGUUCGUCUGCAGACCCCGGCGCAUGUUGGGCCCCACACUUUAGGGCCAACCAGAAGCCUCUGCAUCCCUUGGCCUUUCGCCUCUUGCAUGCACCUGCUAAAUGGUUUUGUGUAUUAUAUUCUAUAUAGGCACUAACAAUUAUGAAAAACUUG